CAACAGCCGCCAAGCAGCGGCAGUGAGAGUAACUGACUGUGGUGCCACGUGGAACAAUCGCGUCUCUUGCACUCGUAUCGGAGUCCUUCGACGGUACUGUACGAAUCGCCCGUGGUUGCUCUGUGCUUCUACAAUCGACGUUCCGCGCUUCUGAACCGAAAACCGAAAAUCCUGUACCGGAACGCAGUGGAAAUAAAUUAUACGCAGACAAACAGUGAUAAAAAGCCGAAAGGGGCAGAUUUUCCGUAAUAAUUAAUUGUUCAGGGCUUUUUUUCCUCCAACCACGAUGGCGAACAGCGCUACGCAUACCAUUAUAAAGCAGCCUACGUGGUGGCGCCGCCGCACCGCCGCGGAGCGCAGGCUGGUGCUGACACAGACGGUGGCGCUCCUAGCUGCGGUUGGGCUCGCCGUCUUAGUGGUCGUGGUCGUCGCCAGGCGGCAGCACCAGCCCGGGGCUGCCCAGGUGUCGGCAUCCGGGUCCGUCAACCAGAGCCUGCAGAACGUCUGCCUCACGCCAGGAUGUGUCCGUGCAGCGUCCGAGGUGCUCAGCAAACUGGACCCAUCAGUCGAACCCUGUGACGACUUCUACCAGUAUGCGUGUGGCAACUACCUGCGCACCACUAACAUCCCGGAUGACAAGUCAGUGGUGAGCACCUUCUUGGAUCUGAGAGAAGAGCUCCAGGAGAAGCUGCGCAACGCCAUAGAAGAGGAGGAGACCCAAGCAGUGGUCCCCAGGAGCUUACAGCUGGCACGCAACCUCCACACCGCUUGCACAAACAAGAAACGGAUCGAGUCCCGCGGCCUGGAGCCACUCCAGAGGGUCCUGAAGGACGAGCUAGGCGGCUGGCCUGCUGUAGAGGGCGACUCUUGGGACGAGACGAGCUUUGAUUGGCUGCACAGCAUCUACCGCUUCCGCAGAGCCGGCUUCAGCAUCGAUUACUUCAUUAAGUUCCAAGUGAAACCUGAUGUGCGCAACUCCACGCAACGUUACAUGCAUCUGGACCAGGCAUCGCUGGGUCUGAGCCGCGAGUUCCUGCUGAAGGGUCUCUCGGACAAGCGGGUGGACGCCUACUACCAGUACCAGGUCGACCUGGCAGUUCUGCUGGGCGCCGAGAGGACACGCGCUGAGCGCGAGCUCAGGCAGUCCCUCGAGUUUGAGAUAGCUCUGGCCAACAUGUCGCUGCCGAAGGAGGCUCGACAGGACCAGACGCGACUGUACAACCCGCGCACCGUGGAGCAGCUGCAGCGCGACCACCCGUCGGUGCCGUGGCUGGAGUGCCUGCGGGCGCUGCUGCCGCCGCACGUCACCGUUUCCAGCGACGAGGUGCUCGUCGUGGCCGUGCCCUCCUACCUCAAGAGCCUCGAAGCCCUGCUCAGCCAUACUCCCAAAAGGGUGGCGGCCAAUUACGUGAUGUGGCGGGCGGCCAUGGCUGCGGUGCCGUACAUGACGCAGGAGCUGCGGGGCCGCCAGUUCGAGUACCAGGCAGCCCUCACUGGCAGGAGGGAGCGCGAGUUCCGCUGGAAGGAGUGCCUCAGCAUCGUCACUAGACGCCUGGGGCUGUCUGUGGGCGCCAUAUACGUGCGCAGGUACUUCAACAAGGCGGCCAAGGAGGCGGCGCUCGAGAUGGUGGGCGACAUCCGCCGCGAGUUCCUCCGCACCCUGCGCCAGCUGGACUGGAUGGACGAGGGCACCAGGAAGAAGGCACUCGAGAAAGCCAAGUCGAUGGUCGCCCACAUCGCCUACCCAGACGAGCUACUGGACGACAGGAAGCUGGACCACUUCUACGAGAAGCUGGAGAUCAACCCGACCUUGUACCUGGAGAGCAUGCUCAACGUGACCAAGUUUCUGACCAACUACUCCUUCAGCCAGCUGCGGCAGCCCAUCAACAAGACCGAGUGGAUCAUGCACAAGACGACGGACGUCAACGCCGCGUACGACCCCGCCGAAAACUCCAUAGAGAUUCCAGCGGGUAUCCUCCAGGGUGUCUUCUUCAGCGCUGACCGUCCCAAGUACAUGAACUACGGCGCCAUCGGCAUCCUAAUUGGCGACAGGAUCACAGCCGGCUUCAUCGGAGAGGGUCGUCAGUUUGACAAGAAUGGCAACCUGGUGGACUGGUGGGACCCUGUGACCCGCGACAAGUUCCUCAAGAAAGCUGAGUGCUUGAUCUCACAGUAUGGGAACUAUACCGAAGAGCAAACAGGCUUACAUCUGAACGGGGUCAACACGCUGGAGCGGAACACUGCGGACAACGGCGGCCUUGUGCUGGCGUACGGCGCCUACCUCGCGCUGGAGCGCCGCAGCGGCCGCCCGGAGGCGCGCCUGCCCGCGCUGUCCGGACUCUCCCCGCGGCAGAUGUUUUGGGUGUCUGCCGCACAGAACUGGUGCUGCAAGUACCGUACUAAGACGAUGAUAGAGUUCAUCACCACUGGAGUUCACUCCCCAGACAACUUCCGAGUACUGGGUCCACUCAGCAACCGGCCCGAGUUUGCCGAGGACUUUGCAUGUCCUCUCGGCUCCCGCAUGAACCCGCUGGAGAAGUGCCAGGUGUGGUGAAGAGUCCAGCAGAGGUGCCGGACUGUCGGAAGCCUGAUGCUGACAACCGGCUGGAGCCGCUGCCAGCCACACACGAAUAACAACAGAGCGAGAGGAAAUCUAUUGGCUCACACCCCAGCUGCAGAACUGUCUGUGGGGCCUUCACUGUGUGGGGCCUGUGAGAUAGCAGACUCGAAAGAGAGGAGCAGCUGCACUGAAAUAGGAUCGUCCAGAUCCUAUGGUUUCAGCACACGCUCAAUCGAAUUUCCGUCUGUGUGUGUCUGCGUGUUUGCACCAUAAUUACCUGCUCCUGUUUGGAGUAGAUAAAUAAACCUGUGUGCAGAAGCCAUUAGUUUUAUCCUAAGUGUUAAUCAAUUAUUGUAGCUACUGCAGUCUAUCUUACUAAUACUCCACAUUCAUCUAGUGGAAUUAUAUCAGUGGAAAAACUACACCAAUAACAAUGUGUUGUCACACAUAUGGUUUAAUGACCGCCAUCUUCAGGUGAGACGCUGCUGCUCCUGAGAACAGUUGAAAACUAGUGCUAAACCCGCAAAUGUCGUCCCCGAACUCUACACGAGGCACGCAUCGCCCACCACAAGCGAUGCUCUCAAGACCGGACUUGUGGCGCCACCCUUAGUGUAACACUGGCGCCAAAAAUACGUUGCACUCGAAGACGAACCUCAAACUCUCAAGCCGAUCACACCAAAGAACAUUGUGUUUCGAUGCUGGAUAUCACAGCGUUCCACAUCCCGCUAAGAGAAAACCUUUGUUUCAAUUAAUGAAAUUUUCUGUUGACCAUAAAAUAUCAGGGUAUCUCAGUAUUCUUCCUAAAUCUUUCAUUUCAACAAUUCUCUACUCUCCUUAACUGUGCAAAUCGACCGGCCGAUGUAAGCUUUCCCCAAAUGACCCAGAAUUUUGGGUUUGCCAGGAUUUCAAAGUCCUAAAUCAUCCUUUAUAAAGCUGAGUAGUGCCCUAAUCUUGAUAGGUAGGCGGAACACAUUCAUAAUAUGAGAUUUCCUUAAAGUGAAAUCUAUGUCGAAGCAUACUGAAUAUGUGCCACACAUCUGUCUUUCUCCUCAUGCAUCUCCAGGGAUGGCUCAAACUGCAUAGCCUGAUGAACCUUCUUCUCAGCUUUUAUUUAAACACAGCCGUCAAAUGCUGCAAAUUCCUAGGUGAAAACUGGUGACUCGAAAACGCCGUAUGCUCUGCGUACUAGAGUUUUAAGGACGCCACGGCGUUGGUACGGAUGGUGGAAGUGUCAUUUUAUUCAGAUAGCGAUCAGAAUUUGUCGAUUUAUGAUAAACGCUACGUGACAGAGUACCAUCAUGUUUUCGGUUAAACCCACACGUCCAAAAAAUCGAUGCUUCCCGUCACCUUCAAACUCCGUUUUAAAUUUAAUGCUGGGAGGUAGACUGAAGACAAAUCAUCUAAGAACAUCGUGUCUUUGGGGCAAGACGAUAAAGAUAUCGUCAACGUACCUCAAGAUGUGCACUGGUUGCAAAGCUGAAGUCCCCUAUGCCGUAUCCUUGAAGUAUUCCAUAAAUAAAUUUUGACCUAUAGAAGAUUAAGGACUACCUGUAGCAACCCUGUCAUUCUGAACAGUACCAUUUAAUGAAAAACAUGUCGAUGUCAACACAUGACUACAAAGCUGCACUAAUUGCUCAUCGAGUGUUCCCUAAUCACACUCUAGCACUCUUCCAAAGUGACAUAUGUGAAUAGAGCUACCACAUGGAAAUUUAUAAGUAAAUCCUAAAUGUCUAUGGGUGGUUUCGAGGAUAGGACAAUGAGCUUUGCAACAAAUGUGCUCGAGGAGACAGUAUGAUAGUUAAUUUUUGGACUAGCCCCACGGACGUGAUGCUGUAACCGAUUUAUGGACAAUUCAACUGUCUCCAUACAAGAACUAAAUAGGUCAUGGAGCCCGGAACUGACGAGAAGGUAUCGUUUUGGGACAUACUCGUUUACAAAAAUCAUGGUUAUACUCUGGGACAUAGUGUCUACUAAAAACCGACGAAUACUGAUAGUUAACUGCAUACAAAGAAUUUCCACCCAUCGUACCAAUGCCAUAGCGUGUUUAGAACUCUAGUACGCAGAGCGUAUAUUAUUUCCGACACAGACAGUCUAACACAAGAAGUUUGAGACUUGUGGCUGUGUAAAGGAAAAUGUGUACCGUGAGAUGCAAAUAUGGUGUCUGGACCACCGCCAGAAAUGCCUGCAGCGGAGCGUAGAUCUGUGGGCUUUGUUCCUUUGUGAUGCAAGUAUAGGCUAUCCUUUAACACUGAAAUAAUUUUGAGGAGAUUUUACAUUAAGUGUGUGUACCGUCCACCCGUCAAGGUUAGGGCACUGCUUGACUCUAUUAAGGAUGAUUUGAGACUUAGUAGGUAUUGCACACACAAAAUUCUGUGUGAAUGGGGAAAGCUUACGUAGACCUGUGUAUUUUUGCUGUUCCGGAUAUGUGCAAAGAAAAUCGCCGUCACAAGGGGAUCAACAGCUGGAGAAGUCGACAGUAGCGGAAAGUUAUUUAAACCAGAUACAUGGGAUGAAAUUCAACGAUACGUUUUUGGGAACAGUGUUUGUAAGGAUUUGGUUGAGUCUAUGUUCACAGACAAUUUGAUCAAUGGUGACAAGGGAUUUUGUCUUAGCAGGAAGUGGAACCCUGUUUUACCUAGCAUCAAAACACAGAGAUCUUAGGUUCCACCGGCCCGAGAGUUUAAGAAUACUACUGCACUGCCAUAUACGAAUGGCGUCGGAGUGGUACUAGGGGCGGCAUAAAGAGCCAGUCAGGGGGGUAAGCAACUGUGGUGCAUGACGCAUGCGCUGUGUAUAAGUCCGGCCUCAGGAUUAGUUUUCACUGAGACUCAGCAGCUGCUUUCCUGAAAAUGAGAGACAGUGGGUCCACAAAAUAUUGAGUCAAGUCGAUUUUGAGAGCCGGCAGCGAAAACCAAGGAUAGUACCAGUGUGUGAAAUUUCCAUAGGCAUUUAUUUUCUCUGCAUGUGUUAUUCGAGCAUUUCACCAGAGAGCAGACAGAAUUAUAUAUCAAUAAAUGACAGUUUUUGCUACCUUUCAUAUGCAAUGAACAAAAAAGCUUACACCGUAUACCAUCUCAGUUUUUCGGUACUAUGUGUAUGAAUUAUGUGGGGAGGCUGCGCAACAAUUAUGAGAUUACAGAUAUAUCAGUCACUCUCCAGGUAUGUGGCAGGAGGACUUGUGUGAAAAUUUAAGUACGAGACGUUCAUUCUUCAGGAAGGUGAAAACUGUCCAGUUAGGAAUUUUGCCAUAUUCGAGAGUAGCUAAUGCAUCAUGAAGACGCUGGAAUAUUUUUAAAUGUGUGAUGUAAUCAGUAUUGCCUGUAAUUAGUGAGGGAUUUGAUCAUACCAUAUAUUCCCAUCUGCUGGUCUCGUUGAAGAUAAUCCUCAGAAGGCAUAACCAUAUUUUCACUUCGUUAAUGGAAUGUCACUUGUCACUGGGGCUGAUGUGUUAGAUACGCUUCAUGAAUAGACAGAAAACUUCGUCGUGCUGUCCACGACUAUCAUUAUUAUCUAGGCAAGAUAAGGCAUUUGUACAAAAGCCCAGUAAUAUCAUAUUUAAUUAUCAGCCAUAAACUUCAGGACCAUGUUAUGUCAUUAAAGUACUUAAUGGUGAUACUAGCAGUAGGUAUGAAGGGGGACAAAAUCAUGAUACCAGUAACGGGGUUGUCAAAUGGAAAACUGUGAUUUACUGUGACAGUUCUGCUGAUGAGUAAUGUAUUGGUAAUGGACAGCACAUGUAAGACACUAUUGCGUCCAUGUCUGGAGUACUCCUUAUCUCGCAGGUAUGACGGCAUAUGUCAAGAGAUAUCGGGAGACAUGUUUCCAGAAUCAUAAUAUACUAGCAACCUCUAUAGAGAAGUGCAACAGAGAACUUCGAAGAAAUUACAUAAUAUAUUAUCUAGGCGUAUCAUCUGCUUUUUGGAUUUGUCAACUACACGGCAGAAGUUAAGAAGCCUUAACGUAUUUAGCAAAUGGUUCCCAUUUCUGUUCAUAAGCCCUAAGUUCAUAUUUGCACUACUAAAUAUUGUGUAAUCUUUGAGUACCAAGAGGACUGGUUCCUCCAGCAGUUCCACAAACAAAUAUCUUUGUAAUUCAGGUGGUAGUUUACCGAAACAAUAUAAUUUACUAUUUCGGCAACGUUGCAGGUGCAGCUUCAAAUUUUGCAUUAACGAUCUUUGAUUUUUGACAUAGGCAGAUAGCCAUCAUGUUAAGCACUUGUUCUACUGUAGCUGGUUGCCAGUCAUAAUGAUAUGGCUACUUGAAUUUAGUUCUUCAUGGCUAGACCAGUGCUCAUUUACUGAAAGCAUACUGUGGUUUAAGUAUUCCAGCCAAUGUUCAAGUUUAUUGAUUAGUAGUUGAGAGACUCUAUAUCAGUAUUCAAGAAACCUACAUUAUGUAGUGUUCUAUUAGUGAAACGAAUUUCUUGAAACUCAGGUUACGAACACUUCUUCUUCUCCUUUUUCCUUUUUAAGUAAGUAGGGCAUUUUCAUCCUGUUUGUUAUCUUCAGAUCCAGUUUUUUCCUUGAAACUCUUUGCUUCUGAUUGGUCCCUUUUCCUUGGCUAACUGAUUUGUUGAAGAGUAAUUAUGCAGAGGGAGUUCACUCUUUUGGUCUGUGAACAAAGAAUUCUCACGCCGUACCUGUGGAUCUGUGGACGGAGUGAGCUGCGAUCUUAUUUCUGGUCCCCCCCUCUUGUGCUCCUUGGUUCCAGCCUGUAGUUCAAGUACUGCUGUCGCUGGUGCUGGUGGUGCUUCUCCUGAUAGUAUUGUUGGUAUUUCCAUUACUGAUGCAGUGGCCUCACCGUUUUAUGAAGUUAACAUAAAAUUGCGCACAUAAUUUCAAUAAUUUGUUUUAUUUUAGAGCUUAGGAACAUUCUACCACGAAUACGUAAAAGCAUACCGAGCCUUGUGAAUCAUUUCCUUUGCACUAAUUCCAUGUCUAGAAAGUGUGUUUCCCCAUGAUUAACAUAUUUUAAGAAAUUGCCAGUUGGCCUUAAUAGUUUUUAGAGGGAUGACUGUGUGAAGUUGUAUUUGUGCAGUGUUCCUGUAACUAUAAUGGUGUGUAAAACCUUACUAUGAUGUGACACUGCCAAGUUACGUGGCUCGAUGAAACUUGGUCCGUACGUAAAAAGGAUUGCUACGGUAUAGUACACAAAGUAACUGCAAGAAUUACGGAAUAAGACGAUUAGAACUGACUCCUUUGA
Molecule: messenger RNA, 7762 nt
Organism: Schistocerca serialis cubense
Lineage: Eukaryota; Metazoa; Arthropoda; Insecta; Orthoptera; Acrididae
Product: neprilysin-2-like
Exons: 15
Coding region: 287-2554 (755 amino acids)
Biological process (GO): protein processing
Cellular component (GO): plasma membrane
Molecular function (GO): metalloendopeptidase activity
Source: RefSeq, a predicted model, not a curated record